CCCCCCCUCCUCUUUCAGUCUUUACUAGUCAAUGCGUAACGCUAUAACCUCCGUACUGUAACCGCGGUGGACGUGCCUUUGUGCCGACCCUGAUGGCCUCAUAGCGGCCGGUCAACUCACCCACCCUACGGGCGUAUACCGCCGCUCGCCUCGCCGUCCUGAUGCGCCCGGGACUCGCCGGAGUAGCCGCAGAGAUGCUGAGCGGUGCCGUCUGCCGGGCCAGGCCGAGGCUGGGCAGCCUCUUGCUCGCGCCCGUCACCACCGCCACAACCACCACAAUGGCACCAUCACCUCUACCAGCGAUGUCAAACAUGAGCGGACGCCGACUGAGGUCCACGUCGUCCCUGCAGGGCUUCUCCGAGCUGGCCAGAGAACGGUCCAAGACCGUGACAUCGUUUUACAACCAGUCAGCCAUUGACGCCUCAGCGGAGAAGCCCUCAGUGCGGCUCACCCUGGCGACCCUGCUGUAUUCUGGCAAGUCUCCGGACGGACAUCACAUCCUGAGCAGUGCCAAGUACCUCCAUAAGGAGCUCCCUGUGCGCAUCGCCCAUCGUAUCAAAGGCUUCCGCAGCCUGCCCUUCAUCAUCGGCUGCAACCCCACCAUCCUGCAAGUGCACGAACUCUACAUCAGAGCCUACCACAUGCUCAGCGACUUUCCCCCUAUCCAGGAUCAGGAUGCGGAGUCUCGUUUCUGCAAGCUGGUGCAGCAACUUCUGGACGACCACAAGGACGUGGUCACCAUGCUGGCGCAGGGCUUCAGGGAGUGUCGCAGGCACAUCCAAGACGAGACCAUCAUCCGAAACUUCCUGGACACCACGCUGUGCUCUCGCCUGGGAAUACGAAUGUUGGCCACGCACCACCUCGCCCUCCACGAAGACAACGCAGACUUUGUGGGCAUCAUAUGCAGACGCCUGUCGCCCAAAAAGAUCAUUGAGAAGUGGGUGGACUUUGCCAGGCGUCUUUGCGAGCACCAGUACGGCAACUCGCCCCGAGUUCGCAUCAAUGGCCACGUGGCGGCGCGCUUCCCCUUCAUCCCCCUGCCGCUCGACUACAUACUGCCCGAGCUGCUCAAGAACGCCAUGAGGGCCACCAUGGAGAGCCAUCUGGACACGCCCUACAACGUGCCCGACGUGGUCGUCACCAUUGCCAACAACGAUAUUGAUUUUGUCAUCAGGAUUUCGGACCGGGGCGGCGGCAUCCCUCACAGGAUAAUCGACAAAGUGAUGGACUACCACUUCAGCACGGCUGAGGAGAGCGCGCAGGACCCCCGCAUGAACAACCUCUUCAACAACAUCACCAACAGCGGCAACCAGUCUGGGCCCAUGCACGGGUUUGGCUUUGGCCUGCCAACGUCGCGGGCAUACGCAGAAUAUCUAGGCGGCUCUGUGUCCAUUCAGUCCAUGCAGGGCAUCGGCACAGACGUCUACCUGCGUUUGCGCCACAUCGACGGCAAAGGCGAAAGCUUCCGAGUGUAACUUUGCGCGCCUCUUUAAUUUCCACAAUUCUCGUCUCCUUUCUUUGCCUUAGAUGGAUUAUAAGCUAUGUUAGCUCUCAAGUUGAGGACUUUAUUUUUUGUUGGUAAACCUCUGGCAUGGAUGCAAUUUUGUUACAAAAGGGUGAAAAAGGUUACUUCACAUGAAGGCACUCCAGCAGUAAGACAAGAGUUUGCGACGAAGGAUGGAAAAUGAGUUGCCAAAAAGCGCCACACGCUCGCUAAUGUUUUCAGCCUUAUUUACUCGUCACAUUCUUCUUGCUGCCUUCAAUAAACUACACGCUCCUUGGUUCUUCUGUCACUUUAGCGUAGCGCCUGUAUACACUAAUAACGUACCACAGAAGUAUUGUUCUCUUUUUUGUUAGUCCUUCAAGCUGAGUUUGAAGUUUUGUUUGCUUUUUUUUGUACAAAAAUGCAUCCGCCAGGCUAGUUGCGACAAGCUAGCUGGUUACGGACUCCAGUUGUAGCAAAGCAAUGGAUGCGUACAAGGCGUUUUUUUUUUUGUAACUUAACAUAUUACGGUAUCUUAACCGCUUUUUUUUAAACUCCUAAAACAGAUUAUUUCAUUCGUUCGCUGCUUAAACGCCAUGUUAUUAAGUGUCUCACUUUUUACGGCAAAGACGACUUUAAAAUGGUGGAGUUUGUACAUGUCAAAGUGUGUAAAUAUGUAGUUGGUGCAUGUCAAGCUGGAAAGUGAAUACCUCAAAGCUGCCGUUGAAGAAAGCAGGAGCGCCCUCCGCUGGUUAAAAAAUAAAUACCAGCUGACUGAAAAAAAAAGCUGCAUCUGUUUAGUUUUUGAAGGUUUGUCUUCCAUUUUUGUGGUAUGUUUCACGUAGACUUCAGUAUACAGAAAUAAAUCAUUCUCCAGCAAAAAAAAAAUAAAUGAAAAAAAUGAUUGACCUCCGUUGUGUUGACCACAUUCAAGUUGACUUGACUGAUCACUGUCAUAAUUUAAAACACUUGACGACAUUGGAACAUGCAUGCAAUACCAUAAAGGUUACAAUGGUUAAAGGUUAGUUGAAUGCAACUUUUAAUAAAAGUACACUGUAAAAUAAACUGGAAACAAUAUAUAUUAUACAAAAAUAAAAAGUAUACAUUGUAGGUAAAAUAGCAAGAUACAUAAAAUGUAGGACGAACCACAAAAAUACAUAAGACCACAGAAAAUGAAUAUUCUGGUUUAUUUUAUAAAUGUUUUUGCUUCCACCUCACUUUGGUUAGAGGCUAUUUGACGUAAAGAGCAUGGAUAAAUUACAUUAAAUGUAUAAGUUGUAGAGUAAAACAAAAAUACAUUAAAGUUGAUAAAAAUA
This is a messenger RNA of Dunckerocampus dactyliophorus (ringed pipefish), 2799 nucleotides long. RefSeq names its product branched chain ketoacid dehydrogenase kinase (gene bckdk). Gene Ontology annotation, molecular function: pyruvate dehydrogenase (acetyl-transferring) kinase activity. The transcript is spliced from 11 exons. Bases 162 to 1475 code for a protein of 437 amino acids. Gene Ontology annotation, biological process: protein phosphorylation; regulation of glucose metabolic process. Lineage: Eukaryota; Metazoa; Chordata; Actinopteri; Syngnathiformes; Syngnathidae. Gene Ontology annotation, cellular component: mitochondrion. The record is from RefSeq and is a predicted model, not a curated record.